AUGCCCAGACCGGGGAAGAGUUCGUACAGCGACCAGAAGCCGCCCUACUCUUACAUCUCCCUGACGGCCAUGGCCAUCCAGCACUCGGCCGAGAAGAUGCUGCCCCUGAGCGACAUUUAUAAGUUCAUUAUGGAGCGGUUCCCUUACUACCGGGAGCACACGCAGCGCUGGCAGAACUCCCUCCGCCACAACCUGUCCUUCAAUGACUGCUUCAUCAAGAUCCCGCGGCGACCCGACCAGCCGGGCAAAGGCAGUUUCUGGGCGUUGCACCCGGACUGCGGGGACAUGUUUGAGAACGGCAGUUUCCUCCGCCGCCGCAAGCGCUUCAAGGUCCUGCGCCCCGAGCAUCACCUGCCGGGCCAGCGGCGGGACRGGCGGCGGGGCGGGCGGCGGCGGUCCCGGCAAGCCCCCGGCGCCCACCCCGCACAUGGUGCACUACUUCCAUCCGCACCCGCCGCCGCCUUCUCGCCCUAUGGGAGCAGCCAGCCCUCGGGCUUCAAGCAUCCCUUCGCCAUCGAGAACAUCAUCGGCAGAGAUUACAAGGGUGUGCUGCAGGCCGGCGGGCUUCCCCUGGCCUCAGUGAUGCACCACCUGGGCUACCCGGUGCCCAGCCAGCUCAGUAGCGUGGUGAGCUCGGUGUGGCCGCACGUGGGGGUGAUGGACUCCGUGGCCGGUGUGCCUGUGUCCCCCGACUACGGACCCUUCGGCAUGCCCGUAAAGGCGCUCUGCCACCCGCCGGCACAGACUAUGCCUGCCGUCCCGGUGCCCAUCAAGCCAGCGCCGGCGUUGCCCGCUGCCUCGGCCAUCCCUGCUCUGACGGUCGCCGCCUCGCAGAUCUGCCCCGCCGCUUCUCCGGCUGCUGCAUCGCUGCUGGAACAGACCGCGAGUAACAACCCCGAGGGCAAGGGGUCCCUCCACUCCGUCCUGGUGCACUCCUAA
Messenger RNA from Malurus melanocephalus (red-backed fairy wren), 939 nucleotides. RefSeq names its product forkhead box protein B2-like. The record is from RefSeq and is a predicted model, not a curated record. Gene Ontology annotation, biological process: cell differentiation; anatomical structure morphogenesis; regulation of transcription by RNA polymerase II. Lineage: Eukaryota; Metazoa; Chordata; Aves; Passeriformes; Maluridae. Gene Ontology annotation, molecular function: RNA polymerase II cis-regulatory region sequence-specific DNA binding; DNA-binding transcription factor activity, RNA polymerase II-specific.